GUGUUAGAGCACAACCUCGGUCGUAAUCAGUCGGAACGCGCGACAACCUUAGUCGCUUGGAAGCCUUGACGAGCGCGAGUCGCCGCCGAAGCAAGACUCCGGUUUUAUCGAAACGCUCCAAAAAAACAAACGCGUUAAUAAAAUAUUCAGUUCACAAAUUAUUUGAAGCGUCGCUUUGAACAAUGCUGAGCCAAUCGAUGUGGGCAGUGAUUUUCCGAGCACUAGUUUCUUAUAUGUAACGAGAAUUGUUCAAAUUUUCUUUAUAAAUUCUAAUUAAACAAAAAAACAAUAUGGACGCCGCUUACCUUCCGCCUGACAAGUCUCAAUCCCAAAAUGGAGACGUCGAAAUGACAGACGUGAAACCGAAAAAUGAACAAAUCGUCCUCGAUCAGUUGGAGUAUGAGCCGUCUGGUUGCUUGGAGACCUCGCUAGCCAGGGUUGGCAGUUCCACUGAGGUGUUCCUCAAAAGAAAUGGACCAUCUAUUAAGAUCAUAAGCCUUUUCGUGCUGAACGGCUUGGUGAUCGGGUUCUUCUUCGGAUGCUUAUAUUAUCAUUUGUAUCAUAAUAACCAACCGUUGAUGCUGUGCGAAGGCUUCGGAAGCUUGAUAGCCUUGCUGUCGAUAGUCUACUUCUUCGUCAUAUAUUACUUGGUGGUCAAGAGGUACUUCGGGGACUGGUUCGAAGCUAACGUCUGGAAUAAAGCCGAACGUGUGGCUUUAAAGCUCUGGGAAUAUGCUUUGUUUCGCUGGUCGUUCUGCUUGCUCGUGCUCGGUGGGAUCCUGGUCUUCUUGGUCUUAGACGCGACAGACACACCCGAACGGCUUAUAUCCUUGCUCGGACUGUUUUUACUCAUGGGAUUAGGGUUUAUAUUCUCUUCGCAUCCCGGCCGAGUGAAAUGGCGCACCGUCUUAUCCGGGCUCCUGUUGCAGUUCGUGUUUGGGCUGAUCUUCAUUAGGUGGGACCAUGGAAGGAUUGCUCUCCACUGCAUUUCCGAUAAGGUGGCGACAUUCCUGCUAUACGGCCAGGAAGGUGCCGCCUUCGCGUUUGGCAAUCUGCUGGUCAGAGAAGAAGGAGUGUUUGCUUUUAGCUCUCUGCCAGUGAUCUUCUUCUUCAGCAUGUUAGUGGAGAUAUUGUUCUUUUGGGGCGCCCUGCAGGCGUUCUGUCUGACCCUGGGGAGGGUGUUGCGAGCCGCCACCAGCACCACGGUGGUCGAGAGUGUUAUCGCCAUUGGAAAUGUCUUUCUUGGAAUGACUGAAUCAGUCCUGUUGGUGAAGCCGUAUCUAGCUUUGCUGACGCCUUCGGAGAUGCACGUCGUGAUGGCUUCGGGUUUCGCCACCGUAUCGGGUACGAUCUUGGCGACGUAUAUUAAUUUCGGGGCCAAAGCGACGCAUCUCGUCACGGCUAGCGUGAUGUCCGCCCCGGCCGCGGUGUGCUACGCGAAGCUGUUGAUGCCGGAGACAAAAAGAUCGCUCACGACCGUCGAUAAUAUACAGCCGGUCGUCAGCGAAGAUCAAUCUGUUUUGUCGGCUGCGACCCGCGGCGCCACGAAUGGGAUCGCACUGAUUCUGAACAUAAUAGCCAAUAUUGUGGCGUUUGUCGCGUUUGUGGCCUUCAUAAAUGGUGUGUUCGGGUAUUGCGGCGGUCUACUGGGCUUUCCGGAGCUCAACCUGGAGUGGAUCAUGGGCAAAGUCUUCAUUCCGCUCUGCUACGUCAUGGGUGUACCUUGGGAGGAGUGCGAGCUGGUCGGGUCGUUAAUCGGCCUGAAGACCAUCGUGAAUGAGUUCGUUGCGUAUCAGAGGAUGGGGGAGAUGCUGAAGGAUGGUCUCCUAUCGCCUCGAGCUGAGCUGAUAGCGACGUAUGCUCUAUGCGGCUUCACCAACCCAGGGUCAGCGGGGAUCAUGAUCGGAGCUAUAGCAGCAAUGGCGCCAAAUCAACGGGAGACAUUGUCCAGUAUCGCGUUGAGGGCUUUCUUCGCUGGCUGCGGGAUAUGCUUCAUGACCGCUUGUAUAGCUGCGCUACUCAUGCCGGACGGAGCAUUUAUUUGAUAUUAAGAGAAAUAGUAGAAGAAAGAAGCAUAAGAGAAGAAGAAAAGUAGAGAUCGUUUGAUGACGUUUAUUUAUAAGGCUGGACGCCUAUUGUAUCCGUUGCAUACACGUUUAAAGGAGAUAAAAGAUGCGACUAAUUUCUGGUGAAUUUCAUGUUAAUAUCUUUUUUUUUAAUUUUUAUUGCUUAAAUACGAGCUAUCAGCCCACCUGUUGUUAAUUGGUUACUGGAGCCCAUAGACAUCUACAAGGUAAUUGCCGCCACCCACCUUGAGAUAUGAGUUCUAAGGUCUCAGUAUAGUUACAACGGCUGCCCCAUCCUUCAAACCGAAACGCAUUACUGCUUCACGGCAGAAAUAGGCAGGGCGGUGGUACCUACCCGUGCGGACUCACAAGACGUCCUACCACCAGUAAAAUAUAAAUGAACCGAUAAUUUUUAGAAUAAGUAAGAGUAAGAAUAAAGUAAGUUUUUUUUCUAUUUAUUGAUGCACAAAACUAAUCGCAAUCAUUACAGUACAUUACAUAUUUACUAAAUCGUAAAAAUAGUACCUAAAUCUAAUCUGGAUUGCAAUCUAAAUGAUAUAUGCACUUAGCAAACCCGUAUUAAUAUACAUAGCUUUGGCUAUUGACAAUAAAAUUAAAAUAAAAUUAAGAGUUCUAAGAAAAAAAAAGAAAAAAAAAAGAAGUACCUAACAUUAUAUUGAUAUCUAGCCAUUGUUAAGUAUCCAUCACACAUCUGACGUAAUAAUUAACGUAAUAAGAAAAAAAAUACGUACCACUUAUUAGCCUUUACUUAAAUAGUAUUAGUUUUUUUUUUAUAUUAAACAUAAUAUGUGUGUUAUUUAAUUUAUUUUUAGUUCAUUGUAAAUAUAUGUAAUUGUGUAGUAAUAUAUGUUUCGUUAAUUUGA
This is a messenger RNA of Bombyx mori (domestic silkworm), 2950 nucleotides long. RefSeq names its product solute carrier family 28 member 3. NCBI's taxonomy places the organism in Eukaryota, Metazoa, Arthropoda, Insecta, Lepidoptera, Bombycidae. Bases 291 to 2045 code for a protein of 584 amino acids. Gene Ontology annotation, biological process: nucleoside transmembrane transport. Gene Ontology annotation, cellular component: plasma membrane. The transcript has 16 exons. Gene Ontology annotation, molecular function: nucleoside:sodium symporter activity. The record is from RefSeq and is a predicted model, not a curated record.